AUGGGUGAUACGAAUGGACAAGUAAUUGCUGGUGACCAUGGCCCAGGAGAUCGUUUGGAUCAAUUGGAUCGACCAGCUGAUGUGCUGAUCGACAAAGGAACGGAUAGUCUCUUGAUUUGUGAUAGAUGGAAUGAGCGCGUCUUACGGUGGUCUCGCAGUAGCGGCACAACUCAUGGAGAAAUUCUUCUUGAGAACAUCGAUUGUUAUGGAUUGGCCAUAGACGAUCAGAGAUAUAUCUAUAUUUCUGAUGACAAUAAACAUGAAGUCAGACGAUAUAAAAUAGGAAACAAGAAUGGAACUAUUGUUGCUGGUGGCCAUGGACGAGGUGAUGGUUUCAAUCAACUCAACGAACCAACAUUUAUUUUUGUCGAUCAACAGCAGUCUGUCUAUGUGUCGGGCAGCAACAAUCAUCGCGUAAUGAAAUGGACUAUAGGUGCAACAGAAGGGAUUGCCAUUGCUGGAGGUCAAGGCCAAGGAAAUGCUCUAAUACAGCUUUCACAUCCUCGAGGACUCUUCGUCGAUGCGUUCGGUUUCAUCUAUGUGACAGAUUCUGAGAAUGAUCGAGUGAUGCGCUGGUCUCAAGAUGAAAAGCAAGGCACUACAAUUGUAGGUGGAAAUGGUCAGGGACAAGAAGCAAAUCAGUUAAAUCUCCCCGUUGGUCUGUCCUUCGAUCGACAUGGAAAUCUUUAUAUCGCCGAUAGUCUUAAUUGGCGAGUACAACGUUUUCCUAUCGAAUAG
This is a messenger RNA of Rotaria sordida, 738 nucleotides long. The record is from the annotation of a GenBank genome assembly. Lineage: Eukaryota; Metazoa; Rotifera; Eurotatoria; Philodinida; Philodinidae.